Messenger RNA from Aphidius gifuensis, 1201 nucleotides. RefSeq lists its product as uncharacterized. The transcript is spliced from 5 exons. NCBI's taxonomy places the organism in Eukaryota, Metazoa, Arthropoda, Insecta, Hymenoptera, Braconidae. The record is from RefSeq and is a predicted model, not a curated record. The coding region runs from base 329 to 1051 and encodes 240 amino acids.
AAAUAAUAGGAUAAACAUAUGAUCAAAGUGAUUUAUAUAUUUACGUCUUAUGACAUUGCUCAUCGACCUUAUAAAAUAUUUACAACGAGUUGAUCUAAAUAUACCUCUACAUCAUUGACAUAAAUUUAAUAAACAUAAAAAAUUAAUAAUAAAAGAAAAAUUUAUUAUUUAUAUUGUUUAUUGUCCUUCAAAAAAUUUACAGAAUGUUUAAAUAAAUGUUUAAAUAAUUUUGCAACGAAAAAUAUUUGAUAAUUAGAAAGAUAAUAAACGAAUUUAAUUGUUGGAUGAUAUUAAUAAUCAAUUUGUAAUAAUAAUAAUAAUAAUCAAGAUGUCAGAAUUGGAGUCAACAAAAGUGUCAAAUAAAUCAGAAUCGAUGUUUAUUAAUUUUAUAUCAAAAUUUGAGGAUGAAUUUAGCAGAAAAGAUUCAAGAGGUUUUCAAAUUUUAACAUAUGGAUUAACUGGUGUUGGAUUGAUGACAGCAUUGAUCAGAAUGAGACCUUUUGCUAAAUUUUCUGAUCCAAGAAAAGUGCCAAUGAGAUUUAUCAAAAAUCAAACAGUUCUUCAGGGUACAGUUGAACGAAUUGAACCUGGUAAAACUGCACUUUUGAUGGUUAAUCAUAAACCACUUGUUAAUAUUCCAAGAUUUGGUCAACCAAAAUAUUUACCAGUAAAAAUUGCUGGUGUUAAUGUCACAAAUAAUGGUAUAAGUUGGCUAUCGACUAUUGUUCAAGGUCAAAAAAUUGAAUUUAUCCCACUUGAAAAAACAAAUGAUUAUCUUAAUUGUAAAGUUAAUAUGUUGGAAGAAAAUAAGGUACAAUUGGAAAUUGGAAAGGAACUUGCUCGUUUAGGCUUUGGUAUUGUGACUGAUCUUCCAUCAAUCAAAAAUGAUAAUAUAAAAUCAUACAAAAAUGCAUUAAAAUCAGCACAAAAUUAUGCAAAAUUACAUCGAAAUGGUGAAUGGCAUUUUACUAUUUAUCCAUCAAUUUGGUGGAAGAUUAAAAAUUCAAUGAGUGAAAAAUUAAGUUUCAAAAAAUUAAUCAUCAGAAAUUGAGCUUCAAAAAAAAUCAACUUGAAGUCUUCAAAUUGUGCCUGAAAUUAUUUUCUAGAACUUAAAAUUAUAUAAAAUAUUGUUGAUAAUAAAAAAAAGAAAACGAAAAAAAAAAAAAAUGUUAAAUAAAUGAAAAAAAUAAUAAUUAAUUAA